UCUUUUUGUUCGCUUCUUCUCUUCUCCUCUCAUGAAUUAAAAUAAAUACCCCCAACCGACGCCCUCAUUUCUCCUCCCUUUCUCUCUCGCUUCCUCCUCUUUCCUUCCUCAAUCCCCAAAGCUUAGCUCAUUAUCUGCUGGACGCCGGCGGUCGGGUCGUGGGAAAGAGAAGGAGAGAUCGAUGGCUCCGGUGUCAUUGCCGCCUGGGUUUCGGUUCCACCCGACGGACGAGGAGCUGGUGGCGUACUACCUCAAGAGGAAGAUCAACGCCCAGAAGAUCGAGCUGGAGAUCAUCCCCGAAGUUGAUCUUUACAAGUGCGAGCCCUGGGAUUUACCAGGAAAAUCUCUACUCCCCAGCAAAGACAUGGAGUGGUACUUCUUCAGCCCACGAGACCGCAAGUACCCCAACGGGUCGAGAACGAACCGGGCCACGAAAUCAGGGUAUUGGAAGGCUACGGGCAAAGAUCGCAAGGUGAACUCCCAGAUGCGUUCCGUAGGGAUGAAGAAAACCCUAGUGUACUACCGCGGCCGCGCCCCUCAUGGUUCCCGCACCGAUUGGGUCAUGCACGAGUACCGCCUCGACGAGCGAGAGUGCGACUCCCCGGCUGCUUCUGGCUUACAGGUCCCACCUCAUGCCGCAUUCAUUGACGCAUAUGCACUGUGCCGAGUGUUCAAGAAGACGGCGCCUCCCACUGCUCCCAAAAUCAACUACGCCUCCUCCGCCAUGAAUCACCAUCUUCAGGUCGGUGAGCCGUCGUCCGGCAGCAUGGAGCUUUAUUCCGACGCCGCCGGUGCGUACGUGGACACAUCAUGCUCUCAGGCUCCGUGGGCAGCAGCUGGAACCAAUACUACUACUUCCUCCUCCAUGCAGUUGCAGCAGGAUCCUUUCACCUUCCAAACUGCUGCCUUCCCUUCUCCUUACGGAUCCUCGUCGUCGUCCAUCCCCAAUUACCCUCCCUCCAAGGUGGAUAUAGCAUUGGAAUGCGCAAGGUUGCAGCACAGGUUCACGCUGCCGCCGUUGGAAGUGGAGGACUACCCGAAAAGAGCGGCGUCCGACCACCACCAUUAUUACAGUCAUCAAUAUAGUAAUCAAUAUGAGGGCGGCGGCGGGGGCGGCGGCGGGGGUUCGGACCUUUUGCUGCAGGAGAUACUUUCCGUAGCUCACGCCUCUCAGGAGCUCAUACACAACAACAACAACCAGCAAUACAACAGUUUCCCGGCGGCAGGGUUCGGCGGGAACCACUUGGCGGCGGCGGCGGCUGAUCACGGUAACAACGAUUUCGCCUUCACGUCGUCGUCGUCGUCGUGGUUGGAUGGGCAGAUCAGUAGCUCCAGAAAUAUAGAGAUUGGUGACGUGGACGGAGGAGAUCAUCACUUCGUGGCGGAGAACUUGAGGUGGAUGGGCAUGUCAAAUCACCAACUAAACAAGAAUUUUACUGGGGAGAACAAGAUUGUUCCCAUAGCCAGCAUCACAAGUUUCACGUCCCAGAACUACAAUAAUCAGGAUGGCCUUGAAGCAGAUAAGGAUGGGCUCGGGUUCUUGAACGACAACGACGACGUUUACAAUUACCUGGGGUUCAUCGGCGGCGGCGACGACCCGUCCACCAACACUGCAAGUUCGCCGAGCUUCGACGAGGUGGUGGAGGAAGUCAAAGUCAACCACAGGCUGUCCGUCUCCACGCGCCAGGCCGCCCACACGUUCUUCCACCAGUCGGUCCCGUUCCAGACCGUGAAGAUCCAGCUCAACCAUCCCAGCCCCGACCGUACAACCACCACUCAUUACGCCGGAAAUGCCGCUGAUUUGUUGACUCUGGUUACGCUGGCCGUCUUCAGCCACUGCUUGUCUCUGCCGGGAGAGAUCAACGGUAACAGACUGGCGGGUAAAUCGGACGGCGGGAAGAGUGCCACGAAGUUUCCGUCGCCGGCGAUUAGCAUCCGGAAGCAGGGAUCGGCAGCGGUGAUGCUGAAGAAAUUUGGGAUAUUGCUGACGGUUUCUUUUGCGCUGUGUACCAUGCUGGUGAACCAUGUCGUGCUCACCACUUGAGUCUCUAGUUAUUAUUAUUUUUCUUUUUUCUUCCACAAUACCUUUUUCUCUUAGUUAUUUUUCUUUCUUUCUAAUUACACCUAACUCUAGGUAUAUUAAUCAUGAUCGGGGAAGGUGGUUAAGGGGAAGUGGGGAAGUUGGAGAACUCUGAUGUUUGGAGCCAACUUCUUCGUUCAGGUUAUAUACAGUAAUUUGUGUUAAUUUGUUGUGGACAAGGACAACCACUAAUGUGUUGACUGACUCUAUAUAAUGGAUUAUACUAUUACAUUAU
This is a messenger RNA of Linum tenue, 2315 nucleotides long. NCBI's taxonomy places the organism in Eukaryota, Viridiplantae, Streptophyta, Magnoliopsida, Malpighiales, Linaceae. The record is from the annotation of a GenBank genome assembly.